AUGGAGCCUACUGAAGCACCUAGUCAGAUUAGCAAAGAUAAUUUUUUAGAAGUUCCAAAUUUAUCUGUUUCUCUUUGUGAAGAUGAAGAAGUUAAAAUUACCUUCAAACCUGGCUUCUCCCCUCAACCAAGCAGGCGAGGCUCUGGAUCAUCUGAAGACAUAUGCCUGGACACCCCAACUUCAGGUUCUCGGAGAGUUUCAUUCGCUGACAACUUUGGAUUCAAUCUUGUCUCAGUUAAAGAAUUUGACAGCUGGGAAGUACCAAGUGUUUCCACUGAUUUUGACUUAAAGAAGGAUAUUUUCCACACCGAAGAAUAUAUUUUAUCUCCACUAUUUGAUUUGCCUUCUUCCAAGGACGAGCUUAUAAAACAACUUCAAAUACAGAAAGCAAUAUUAGAGUCGACCGAGUAUCUUCCUGGCUCUACAAGUAUGAAGGGCAUUAUUCGUGUUUUGAAUAUAUCUUUUGAGAAGUUAGUGUAUGUGAGAAUGUCCUUGGAUGACUGGCAGACUCAUUAUGACAUUUUAGCAGAAUAUGUUCCUAAUUCGUGUGAUGGUGAAACUGACCAGUUCUCCUUUAAGAUUACGUUGGUUCCUCCUUAUCAAAAAGAUGGCAUUAAAGUUGAAUUUUGUAUUCGCUAUGAAACUUCUAUUGGUACAUUUUGGUCAAAUAAUAAUGGCACAAAUUAUAUAUUAGUUUGUCAAAAGAAAAAGCAAGAGCCAGAGCCUGUAAAGCCUUGGGAAGAAGUUCCUAGUAGACAGAUUAAAGGAUGCUUAAAGGUAAAACCAAGUAAAGAAUCAUCAGAAACAUCAGAAGAAUGUAACUUUGACGAUUCAAAGAUUACAGAUACCUACAUCCCAACAAUAGCUUGUCCUCAUGAGAACGAAGACCUAGAAGCCAGCAAUCAAGAUGUAAAAGACGUAAACAGGAAACAUGAUGCACAUAAUGAAAAUGAAUUAGACUUGAAGAGAAAUCAACAUUUAAUAACUGAAAGUGCUGAUUCCAGAGCUGAAAAGAGUAUAUUUCCAACAGACCCAGUCCAUUUUCCAAAUAAAACUGAGUUAGAGAAGAAGCAAAGCCAUGGUGAAGCAGCCACUGAUUUGUCCAGAAGACCUUUGUCUCCUAGGUCAUCAGCAGAAUGCUCCUUUAGGGGAGAAUUUUACAACAGUGAAAAAUAUUCCUCCGGAAAUAAGUGGAGAUAUCAACCUUCAGAGGAAAUUACCACAGAUAUAGGAGAAAUGAUGACAAUAGUGGGAGGUACCAGUAACAGUGCAUUAGUUCAAUUAAAUAUCAGCAGUGAAGAACUCCUGGAUGAUAAUGCUAAUCCAGCCCAGAGCAGCUGCAGAGAGCAAAUACCACAUCCAUCUUCGGAACAACCGGGUAACCUUAUUAACAAUCGUGAAGAAGGGGCUAAGGAAAAGGAAAUAAAAGAAGGGGAAUAUUUAAGAAGGGAUUUCUAUUCAGAUGUACCCGCCUAUCUGGAAGAAUCAGCACAAAAAGUAUCUUCCAAAGAAGAUUAUGGCAAGGGGAAGGAUGAGAGGGAAGAAAGAAUAAGCCUAGGUGUUAAUGCAAAGCAAAAGAAAAAGCAUCGAUCAAUCUCAUAUGACCAAGAAAGCAAAAUGGGACACACUGAAAUAAGGAUGGAAGGUACUAAGGCUAGUACCGGAAAUGAAAGUGUUCUGUCAAGUAAAGAUGCUGAAGUUACCACCUGGGUGACCACAGCAGAUAUACCUCCUUCACCAACGACAAACGUGCAUUGGGAUGAAGCUAUAUUAAUGGCUCCUGACAGACAUCUCUCCCCUGACCAAAGCACCAGUCUAGAAAGAGCAACCAGUGGAGAGGGUUCAUCAAAAAAUGGAAAUGUUUUAAAAGAUGCUUAUCUUUUCCAAGUUGAAGGAAAACAGUCCUAUCAGAUUAAUCCUGAAGAUCCAAAUGAGAACACCCUGCAUAUACAAAACUGGAAUGUUCUGGAAAGUGAGGGAAAAGCAAGAGGGAGUAAGGUGAAUAUAACUGAGCAGAUCAAAGAAGCAGCGGAUUAUAAAGGCUUGAAAGCUUCUUCUACAGAAGAAUUGUUUACCUGCCAAGAAACAGAGCACUAUGAACUGUCUUCACUAGCUGAUCAUGGUAUUACUGAGAAAUCACAAGGAGAUACAGCUUAUAUAAUUAAGGCAACAUCAGAAAGUACUCCAGAAAGCAUGUCUGUGAGAGAAAAAGCAAUAAUUGCUAAGCUACCUCAAGAGACAGUGCGAAGUGACAGGCCCAUCGAGGUAAAAGAAACAGCGUUUGAUCCACAUGAAGGGAGAAGCGAUGAUUCACAUUAUACCCUUUGUCAACGGGAUACAGCAGGGGUAAUCUAUGACAAGCAUUUUGAAAAGGAAUCUCGUUUGGAUAUUUGUAAUGUACGUGUAGAUGAAAUGGGGAAAGAGGAAGCCAUGUCUAUGUACAAUCCUGGGAAGACACAUGACAGGGAGCAACAUGGCACUGAAAAUAUAACAUCUGUAGAAGAAUCUUCACAGUUCAUUACAGGAGAUCAAAAAGCAAUGUCAAAACUGGAUUUAUAUUUCAGAAUGUCAUCAACAGACAAAAGAAAAGUCCCAGCAAAUAGAGACCUGGGGCAUUUCCAAGAAGUAUCAAGGAAAACAGACUUAGAUACUGUAAUUCCUUCUGCUUUCAACUCAGACACGAAUAGAGCUUCUCAGAACACCUCUCAUGUUCACAGUCACCAUACUAAAAUGUCAGUGCCAUCUUCUGAACAGGCAAUUGCUGGGGAGAAUACAAUUACUACUCUGACACCUCAAUCUAUUCCUACGAAAUCAGAAUAUAAUUAUAAUCCAACAAGUGAAAUCCACAGUCAUGCUGGGUCUAAACCUGAAGAUGUUUUCAAAAGUUCAGAAAAAAUGACUUCAUAUAAUAGAAAAGCAAGAUCUACGGGCCAGAUUUUCCAAGCAGAAGAAUGUGUUGCGGAAAAAUCUCUAGGGCCAAUGAUUUUAACCAAUGAGUCUUUUGAUAACAUGGAUGAGACAAAGCAUGAAAAUGAAGGCUCCAUACACUCCGGACAGACACAAUCUUCUUCAAGUCACAAGGAAUUGGAGAGCUCUACUUCCGCUAGUCUUUCUAUCCAGGCAAAUGAAGCUCAAAGCAAUGAGGCUCCACUUUCAAAAUCUAGCACUUCUAAAAUACCUUAUUUCCUUUUGUUUCUGAUAUUUCUUGUAACCAUCUACCACUUUGACUUAAUGAUAGGUUUGGCAUUCUACCUGAUUUCAUUGUACUGGCUAUACAGGGUAGGGGGUAGACAAAAAGAACCUGUCAAAAAGAAAUAA
Molecule: messenger RNA, 3318 nt
Organism: Dipodomys spectabilis (banner-tailed kangaroo rat)
Lineage: Eukaryota; Metazoa; Chordata; Mammalia; Rodentia; Heteromyidae
Gene: Ppp1r3a
Product: protein phosphatase 1 regulatory subunit 3A
Exons: 4
Coding region: 1-3318 (1105 amino acids)
Biological process (GO): regulation of glycogen biosynthetic process
Cellular component (GO): protein phosphatase type 1 complex
Molecular function (GO): protein phosphatase 1 binding; glycogen binding
Source: RefSeq, a predicted model, not a curated record